CUUUCGUCAUACCAUGUAAAAAAAAAUGUGUGGCUGAAGUUAGUGAUGAGAGAAUGGCCUCUUCUCUGCAUUCGACAGUCGCCAUUAUUUGACUGCAGGGAUAGACACGAGACACAUUUAGUUCGGAAAUAUCGGUAUUGUGAACGCUUUUCGCGUAUGUUUUGCGGUAAUACUAGCCUUUAUUUACACGUGUGCUUACGAUUGUGUUAGCCAGGAGCUUUAUCUUCCGACAGAAAAAGCACAUCAAUUAUAGCUAAAUUAGCUAGCGGGUUAUAGGCUAAUAGGUAGCUAGCUAACGUUAUCAAGCCAUUGAUUUAGCUAAUCCUCACAUAGGAAGCUAUCUUGAUAAUAGCUUUAACCGUGUGCAUUUUGGUUAAUAAGAUGGCUGUUUGCUAACCAAAAAUCUACUAACCUGAAAGUGAACGAAUUGAGAAGAGCUCAGCUUCUGCCUAACUGUUACGAAGCAAGUGCGCUUUAUGGAACGCGACUUUUGGCCAGUUGGCUAGUCAUUGAGGACUGAUCUGCUUGCCUGUGAGUACGUGAAGGACUGCUAUCAAGAAGCCCCUUGGAAGGAGUGGAAGAACUGCUUACCGCGUCCGAACUGACAAAAUUGAUCUCAUCAACAAGCGAAGUGAUUCAGAGCUCCAGAAGAACAGUGAGAAGUGGAGAACAGUUGCAAGUGAGAGAGAGAGAGGGCAAGGGCUACGGAAUCCCACCAGAAACCAUGUCGGAAGGAGAAGGGAAACCAGUCCUGCCCUCAGCCCCAGAGGCCAAGCCAGAGACAGUCACCUCGGCCCCCAUUGCCCAGGGUGUGUCUUCAGUUUCCCCACCUGUUUCAGCUGUAGGCCAGGGGCCUCCAGCCACUGCUACAGAGGAUGAGGAGGAGGAGAGCGAGGAUGAAUCAGAGAUCCUGGAGGAGAGCCCAUGUGGACGCUGGCAGAAACGGAGAGAGGAGGUGAACCAGCGUAAUGUGCCCGGAAUUGACAGUGCCUACUUAGCCAUGGACACAGAGGAGGGUGUGGAGGUGGUGUGGAAUGAGGUCAUGUUCUCUGAGAGGAAGAAUUUCAAGCUGCAGGAGGAAAAAGUCAAAGCAGUUUUUGACAACUUGAUCCAGUUGGAGCAUCUCAAUAUUGUGAAGUUUCACAAAUACUGGGCAGAUGUGAAAGAAAACCGAGCACGGGUCAUUUUUAUUACAGAGUACAUGUCUUCAGGAAGCUUGAAACAGUUUCUGAAAAAGACCAAGAAAAACCACAAAACGAUGAAUGAAAAGGCAUGGAAGCGCUGGUGCACUCAGAUCCUGUCAGCUCUCAGCUAUCUGCACUCAUGUGAUCCACCAAUCAUUCAUGGGAACCUGACCUGCGACACCAUCUUCAUCCAGCACAAUGGGUUGAUCAAGAUUGGCUCAGUGGCCCCGGACACCAUCAACAACCAUGUCAAAACCUGUCGGGAGGAGCAGAAGAACCUGCACUUUUUUGCACCAGAAUAUGGAGCUGUAGCAGAUGUCACUACAGCGGUUGAUAUUUAUUCCUUCGGAAUGUGCGCCUUAGAGAUGGCUGUGCUGGAGAUCCAAAGCAAUGGAGAGUCUUCAUAUGUAUCACAGGAAGCCAUUAACAGUGCCAUUCAGUCCCUGGAGGACCCACUUCAGAGAGAAUUCAUACAGAAGUGUCUGGAGGCAGACCCUAGUAAGCGGCCGACAGCGAAGGAGCUGCUGUUCCAUCAGGCGCUGUUUGAAGUGCCGCAGCUCAAGCUGCUGGCUGCCCACUGCAUUGUCAGUCAUCAGCACAUGAUUCCGGAAAAUGCUUUAGAAGAAAUUACCAAGAACAUGGAUCCAAACCUUGUAAUCGUUGAAAGCAAGGAAAGGGUUCAGCUGAAGCUUUCCCAGUUUCCUGCUCUUGAGUUGGAUAAGUUCCUGGAGGAUGUGAGGAAUGGGAUCUAUCCUCUCACGGCAUUCGGGAUGCAAUGCCCACAGCAACCCCAGCAGGAGGCUGUUAAGUCACCUAUUGUACCACCUUCUGUCAAAACCCCCACACCAGAGCCUGCAGAGCUGGAGACCAGGAAGGUCCUUCAAAUGCAGUGCAAUAUCGAGCCAGUUGAAGAAGGGGCUAAGCAUCAUCUUACCUUAUUGCUGAAAUUGGAAGAUAAGCUGAACAGACAUCUAAGCUGUGAUUUGUUACCAAAUGAGAAUGUGCAGGAACUGGCUGUGGAGUUGGUUCAGCUGGGGUUUAUCAGUGAGGGGGAUCAGAUGCGACUGGCUUCAGUUCUGGAAGAGGCCUUCACAAAGUUCUACAGCCGCAACGGUUCUCUAAACCCAGUCACUGUGUCAUCCUAGCAGAACUGCAUUCAACCCCACCCUAAGCAUAGUGGCUAGGUCCCUCUUCCCUCCCCUCAUGUCUCAAGGCAUGGUAUCGCAGAGGAUGGUGGGAUCUGUCCUAUCUGUCCUCUUGAAGGGGUGUGGUGGGAGUGGGGGAGGGGUUACUGCCUCCAGCUUUUUUUGUUCUCAGUGUAGACUUCCACUUCUGUUUUGAAGGGAAAACAGAAAAAAGCUAAACCCAGCACAGUUCUAAUUAAUGUCAGUAUUACCAUCUCUUUAAAAAAAAAAAAAAAAAAAAUUAUGAUCUGUGUUAUGGAUCAAUAGCUGUUUGUUCUUGAUCACACCCUUUUUAUUGUCACAAACAAUAGGCGUGGAAUCUCCCCUGAAUUAUCUUCAUACCAUCAAUCUUUGGUUUGCAGUUCAGUUUUGUGUUCUUUCUCUCCCUCUCACUUAGUUUAGUUAUCACUGCCCUAAUUCUCAUGAAUCUGUUCCCUUUUGAACAGAUUCAUGAGGUCAUGUCAUAAGAAGUGUCAUCUUUUUUAAUCUAUUGUAUUUUGUAUGAAUAAAAUGUUUACUGUGGUCUUAACCACAUACA
Messenger RNA from Anguilla anguilla (European eel), 2906 nucleotides. It is a transcript of the gene nrbp1, whose product is annotated as nuclear receptor binding protein 1. The transcript is spliced from 18 exons. The record is from RefSeq and is a predicted model, not a curated record. Gene Ontology annotation, molecular function: ATP binding; protein kinase activity. Gene Ontology annotation, cellular component: endomembrane system; cytoplasm. Lineage: Eukaryota; Metazoa; Chordata; Actinopteri; Anguilliformes; Anguillidae. Gene Ontology annotation, biological process: protein phosphorylation; intracellular signal transduction; endoplasmic reticulum to Golgi vesicle-mediated transport. Bases 725 to 2329 code for a protein of 534 amino acids.